Molecule: messenger RNA, 948 nt
Organism: Purpureocillium lilacinum
Lineage: Eukaryota; Fungi; Ascomycota; Sordariomycetes; Hypocreales; Ophiocordycipitaceae
Biological process (GO): mitochondrial ATP transmembrane transport; mitochondrial ADP transmembrane transport
Cellular component (GO): mitochondrial inner membrane
Molecular function (GO): ATP:ADP antiporter activity
Source: RefSeq, a predicted model, not a curated record
AUGUCUCCUCCCGAGCAGCAGAAGGUCCUGGGCAUGCCGCCCUUCGUGGCGGACUUCCUGAUGGGUGGUGUCUCCGCCGCCGUCUCGAAGACUGCCGCCGCUCCCAUCGAGCGUGUCAAGCUUCUCGUCCAGAACCAGGAUGAGAUGAUCAAGGCUGGUCGUCUCGACCGCCGCUACAACGGCAUUGGUGACUGCUUCAAGCGCACCAUGGCCGAUGAGGGCGCCCUCUCCCUGUGGCGUGGCAACACUGCCAACGUCAUCCGUUACUUCCCCACCCAGGCCCUGAACUUCGCUUUCCGCGACAAGUUCAAGAAGAUGUUCGGCUUCAAGAAGGAGCGUGACGGCUACGGCAUGUGGAUGCUGGGUAACCUGGCUUCCGGUGGUGCUGCUGGUGCCACUUCCAUGCUGUUCGUCUACUCCCUGGACUACGCCCGUACCCGUCUUGCCAACGACGCCAAGUCCACCAAGGGUGGCGGUGAGCGCCAGUUCAACGGUCUCAUCGACGUCUACCGCAAGACCCUCGCCUCUGACGGUAUUGCCGGUCUCUACCGUGGUUUCAUGCCCUCCGUCGCUGGUAUCAUCGUCUACCGUGGUCUGUACUUCGGCAUGUACGACUCCAUCAAGCCUGUUCUCCUGGUCGGUCCCCUCGCCAACAACUUCCUGGCCUCUUUCGCUCUCGGCUGGUGCGUCACCACUGGUGCCGGUAUCGCUGCCUACCCUCUGGACACCAUCCGUCGUCGCAUGAUGAUGACCUCUGGCGAGGCCGUCAAGUACAAGAACUCGCUCGAUGCCGCCCGCCAGAUCAUUGCCAAGAACGGUGUCAAGUCCCUGUUCAACGGUGCCGGUGCCAACAUCCUCCGUGGUGUUGCCGGUGCUGGUGUCCUGUCCAUCUACGAUCAGCUCCAGAUGAUCCUCUUCGGCAAGGCCUUCAAGGGCGGCUCUGGUUAA